Molecule: messenger RNA, 2057 nt
Organism: Salpingoeca rosetta
Lineage: Eukaryota; Choanoflagellata; Craspedida; Salpingoecidae
Exons: 13
Coding region: 66-1856 (596 amino acids)
Source: RefSeq, a predicted model, not a curated record
CGCGAAGCAGCCACGACGACACAGCCCGUUGUCCUCAUCACUUGUAUUCAAGCCACGCAGGUUUCAUGCACACAACUUCUGCUGCUCACCCCAUGUAUGUUAUGUGUGUGAUUGCUGUGUUGACGGCGCUUGCGCUGCUCUCCAGCGCGACAGCCAACACCGUCAACGAUGAGAGCCUUGUUGACAGCCACCGCCAUGUCAUCGCAAGCGACUAUGCGCCACUCACCGCCGCCCAUGGGCCCCACGCCACCACCACAUGGGAGUGGAAGCAUGUCACGGCGUUGGCCGAUCUUCCGGUUGCCGACCGCUGCAAGACUGAGAUUGCGCUCUCCCUGAAAGCAAAGGAAUGCCGGCGGCUGUCUGACGAUGAAACAACCAGAUAUGCCAUUUUGCUGUAUGACUGCCAGCUUCAGGCACUCUCUCGCCCGCGUCUCCACUGCGAUGAGGACAUGACCAACGCGGAAUGCACGCGCGACCUUGACAGCGCAGAGCUGAGCGGCCUGAUUACUUUGAAGGCUUCGGUGGCAGCGCAUUGUCACGAAGCACAACAGGUGUUGUGGCAUGUGCUGCACAAACGCACAUUGUUCGACCUGUCCGAGAACAGCCACCGCGCCAUUCAUACUCUUGGAAGUCUGCAAACACGUCAUGAACAGCUGUCAACGAGCAUGGGGGCGCUGCUUGGCGACAUUCACACGCGGCAGGAGGACUUACUGGACCAGCAGCACGCAAUAUCGGACGCACUCGCGCAGUCUGCAGAUGAGAUGAAGGUUCGCCUGACACAGGCGCUCUCGAAUCAAGCGCAGCUGCUUGCACAUCAGCAGCACGCGCUGGACAACCAGGACGCAUUGCUCAACGCAAGCUACGUGACGCAGGCGGCGCUUGCUGGCGUGAGCCGGGAGAUGGAGCGACACCACGGCGUUGUUGUCGCGUUUCUUGGCGAUGUGAUGCACGUAUUGCAGUCCAUUCGUGAAUUGGAGGAAUCAACUGGGUUUGCUUUCGACGUGAUGGUCAAGAUUGUUUUCUACUUGCUUGCAUUUGCCUUUGCUGUUGUCAUCACCAGCUCAACCAACACACUGUGCGCAAGGCCACGUGUGUUCUCGCUGCUGUUGCUGCAGCUGCUGUGUGAGAUAUUCAUCUGGCCUCACUCCUGGUGCUGGCAAACACGAAAGGCAACGUUGUUGGCGUGCAUGUGCGCGGGCUUGUGGUCGCUGCUGCCAAAGAGAUCAUCAAGCGGAGGAGCACAAUCGCCAUCACUGUCAUCACAAGCACCACCAACGUCAUAUUCGCCCAAUUCAGCAGCACCUUCUUCUCUAGCUGCAGCAAUGAGCGAGUCCAUGCACACGCCCGCAUUUGAGCUGCGUUGGCUCGUGAGAAGGAUGCUGCAGAUGGUGGAGGGAAGGGCGCUGAGGAAUAACGGAGGUGCUGCAGGCGCCACAGGCAACGAUGCUGCUGAUCGCGAUGAUGAUGACGAUGACAGUGGAGAUGAGAAUGAUGGUGCUGACAUGGGUGCUGGACACAGGGGUGCGAGCGGGUGUGCUGAUAUCGGCGAUGCUGGCCUGUACUCGGACGAGGAAGAGUUUGAAACGGAUUGCGAGGACGACAUGCACGAAGAGCUGAGCCACCUCGCUACAGGUGAUUGUGUUCAAGACUGCCCACCUCAACGAGCAGGGUAUGCGCUUCGACGUCGCCCUGUGCACAUCUGCAGAAAUCCCCUGCUGGACAUUGAGACCCCAGACCAGUUUCUGCAGGCACACAUGAUGUGGGGCAAGCUGGAGCCCAUACUGAGGGCGGGGCAGUGUGAUGACGGCAGUUCAGACAAUGACGACGACGACGAUGACGAAGAUGAUGAGGUGUAGUGCCGUUGUGGUACUUGCGGUAAGUGAAGUGGUGGUGGUGGUGUUGUGUAGCGGUGAUGUGACGUGAGAUGUUGGUGGUAUGAGAUCAAAGUACUCGUGGUUUUGGUUGUGCGGGUUUAAUAUUGGCACGAGGACACGCACGCACGCCAUCAUACAGUGAAAGUUGUCAGUUACUUGGAACCAAUAAACGCCACAGCGUCG